GCGCGGUUAUAUGCCCGAAGCGGAGUGAUGGCGGAGUCUGACAGCGCGGGCGAAGCUUUAUCUAUCUUGGGUCGGCGGCGUAUUAGUUUCGAACAUACCGUAUUGAGAAUCAACGGGGGCUAAAGCGACCCCGUCUUGACCACUUCUGCCGUCACGCCACCUCAAUCACCUCGGGGAGCAAUUGCACCCUCCAGAAUAGUCCAUCAAGUCAGGACCACCCCCAAGCCACGACCAUGGCGGCUAAAUUAAUCGAUCGGCGCUUCCAUAACAUCCCAGGAAGGCUUCGAGUGGCUGAGCUGUUCUUUGAUGUCCCUCUCAAUUACAACAAGCCCACCGAUGGCACUCUGAGACUUUUCGCCCGGAGCGUUCGUCGUCUGGUAACCCCGGCUGAGCCCCAUGAGGGCAUUAAGGAUGACAAGCAGCUACCUUUUCUAGUGUACUUGCAGGGUGGUCCCGGAAUGGGAUGUCGCCCCCCGCAAGAGUAUGGCUGGAUUGGAACAGUCCUUGACAAGGGCUAUCAGGUCUUGUUCCUUGACCAACGUGGCACGGGCCUCAGUUCGACCAUCACAGCAGGCACGCUUGCCCGCCAAGGCAAUGCUAUUAAACAAGCAGAGUAUAUGAAGAAUUUCCGCGCAGACAGCAUUGUCCGCGAUUGUGAGGCUGUCCGUCGUUGUCUUACGACAGAUUACCCUGAGGACAAACGGAAAUGGAGCAUCAUCGGCCAAAGCUUCGGGGGUUUCUGCGCUGUAACCUACCUUUCCAUGUUCCCGGAAGGACUGGCCGAGGCCUUUAUCUGUGGUGGUCUUCCUCCUCUUGUCGACAACCCUGAUCCCGUCUAUGCACGCACCUAUGAAAAGGUCCUCGAAAGAAACAAGGCAUACUAUUCUAAGUUCCCCGAGGACGUAGAACGCGUCAAGCAGAUUGUCCAAUAUCUGAAGGACAACCAGGUUGCUCUGCCGACUGGAACUCUAACCCCGGAGCGAUUCCAGCAACUGGGCAUAUUGUUCGGCAUGCACGGUGGUCUCGACAGCAUUCAUGAUCUCGUGCUCCGCGCCUGGAGCGACCUGGACAUCUUCGGGUCUCUGACCCAUCCCACUCUGACCUCAAUCGACAGUUUCGGUGGCAUGGACAACAAUGUCAUCUACGCCAUCCUGCACGAGGCUAUCUACUGCCAAGGGAAACCCUCCAACUGGUCCGCAGAUAAGUUCCGCGCAUCCAAUCCCGACUUCCACAUUGAUACCACCAAGCCCGAAAUCCUCUUCACCGGUGAAAUGGUCUACAAAGACAUGUUCGAGUCAUACACCGAACUCGCCAAGAUCAGAGACGCAGCGGAAAUCCUCGCAUCAAUUGACGACUGGCCCGCGCUUUACAACGAAGCCCAGCUGGCGAAGAACGAGGUCCCUGUUUACGCGGCCACUUUCGUAGACGAUAUGUAUGUGCACUUUGAUCAUGCGCAGAACACCGCGGCCAAGAUCAAGGGCAUCAAGCAGUUUAUUACGAAUGUCAUGUAUCAUAAUGCGAUUCGGGCCAAGUCGGAUGAGCUUAUUCAGCAGCUGUUUGCUUUGAGGGAGGAUACGAUUGACUAAGUGAUCAUGGUCAUGGUCGGAUUAAGAAUACUGGGAUAGUGGUGGAAGUAUGUAUAUGGUUGAUGUUAGUGUAUUAAUGGAGGUGCUGUGAAUUUCUGUUGUGAUGAUGAUUGUAUGUCCUCCAACAAAUGUCAGCCGUCAUUCGAUCCUUAUAUCUAUAACCAG
Aspergillus ibericus CBS 121593 is the source of this 1751-nucleotide messenger RNA. Its product is annotated as proline iminopeptidase. Bases 234 to 1586 code for a protein of 450 amino acids. The record is from RefSeq and is a predicted model, not a curated record. Gene Ontology annotation, molecular function: peptidase activity. The transcript has 9 exons. Gene Ontology annotation, biological process: proteolysis. Lineage: Eukaryota; Fungi; Ascomycota; Eurotiomycetes; Eurotiales; Aspergillaceae.